Molecule: messenger RNA, 1517 nt
Organism: Phalaenopsis equestris
Lineage: Eukaryota; Viridiplantae; Streptophyta; Magnoliopsida; Asparagales; Orchidaceae
Product: serpin-ZXA
Exons: 2
Coding region: 139-1317 (392 amino acids)
Molecular function (GO): serine-type endopeptidase inhibitor activity
Source: RefSeq, a predicted model, not a curated record
AGCCGCCUCGAGAACAACGUGGCAAUAUUUAAAUAUCCGGUAGCCUUGCGUCCGGACAGUUGCCGCUGUCUACUCGGUGCACGAUCAUCGAAGGGAUAAUCUUUUUCCCUCGUCGGAGUGAUCUCCAUCUUCUCCAACAUGGAUCUCAGGGAAUCGAUCGUCCACCAAACGAGCUUCUCUCUGCAGCUCGCGCAGCUCGUCGGCUCCUCCCUCGCAAGCGACUCUAACCUCGUCUUUUCGCCAAUCUCGAUCCACACUGCCCUCGCUCUCGUCGCCGCAGGAUCGAGUGGCGAAACCCAGAAGCAGAUCCUCUCCGUGCUUAGGUCGGGCUCUGCCGGCGAUCUAAGCGCUCUCUCCUCCCAGAUCGCCGACGUCGUCCUAAAGGACGGGUUUCCUUUGGGCGGGCCCAGACUGGCAUUCGCUAAUGGCGUCUGGGUCGAUGCAUCGCUUUCGCUCAAAUCAACUUUCAAGGAGGUAGUUACAUCUGCUUACAAGGCUGAGACCAAAGCUCUCGAUUUCCAGGCGAAGGCUGAUGAAGCUAGACAAGAAGUAAACUCCUGGGUUCAAAACUUAACCGGUGGCCUUAUCAAUGAGCUUCUUCCAUCUGGAUCUGUGAAUAAUAUGACCAGACUUGUACUUGGAAAUGCGCUUUAUUUUAAAGGACCCUGGAAUGUAAAGUUUGAUGCAUCUCAAACCAAAGAAGCUGAUUUUUUUCGACUUGAUGGAAGAACCAUUCAAGCUCCUUUUAUGACAACCAAAGUGAAGCAGUAUAUCUCUGCUUAUGAUGAUUUUAAAGUUCUCAGAAUGCCUUAUAAGCAAGGUGAGGAUGAGAGGCAGUUCUCUAUGUAUAUUUUCCUGCCAGAAGCUCGGGACGGCCUCUCUAGUCUUGCAGAAAAGCUGAAUUCUGAAUCAGGAUUCUUGAACCACCAUAUUCCUCAUCAGAAGGUUGAAGUUGGAAAAUUCAAAAUUCCAAAAUUCAAAAUUUCUUUCGGUUUCGAGGCAUCCGAUCUGCUUAAAGCCUUGGGCUUGGUCUCGGCCUUCGGUGUGGAUGCUGAGCUGACAGAAAUGGUGGAUUCAUCUGUGGGACGAGACCUUUCUAUCUCUUCAAUUCAUCACAAAUCCUUUGUGGAAGUGAACGAGGAAGGAACUGAAGCAGCUGCUGCUACUGCUGCUGUGGUUAUGUUAAGAUCUGCUUUCAUAUCACGUGAACCUUUGGACUUUGUCGCUGAUCAUCCAUUUCUUUUUGUGAUCAGAGAAGACAAGACUGGAGUUGUGCUUUUCAUUGGGCAUCUGUUGAAUCCUCAAACCGCAGUCUAAAUUUAGAAGUGUUCGUACUAUCAAGCAAAAUAAAAUAGAAAACGAGAGCCACUCUUUAAAUAGGUGAGGAUCACCCUUUUAUUAUCUUUAUUUUGUGUCAUGACCCCUUCUCAAAGUGUCUGUUUUUGGUUGAACUAAUCUGUGAUUACUUUUGAAAAGUGUAGCUUUUGGUGAGUAAAAUGCUUGUCCUUGUUUCUUCA